AUGUCGCUGCCAGUUGUUCGGUACGUUGUCCCCAAGCAACCCACAGUUCUUGCAGGUCGCGAGUCGGUUGGUCUUCCGGGAUACGACUUAUGGCUUCACUUCGUGGACAAUGUUCAUGCAUUCGAUGGGAACAUUGUCGUGGAGCGUUUUCAUGACGCUCUGGCAAGCACUUUGCAAAUGUACCCUCAUGCAGCGGGGCAACUGUGUACAACCAGCGGCCGUUGGUUUAUCCAGCUGACGAAUUCCGGCCUACCCGUUGAGGCCGAGGAUCGCAGGGAAGAAUUAUUUACUUCUAUCAUUCGAGGAGACUGGGUCAUUCAAGAUGACCUUUCCCCCUUGCUCAGUCGGCCACAAGACGCCGCCGUCGUUAAUGGUAGUGCCUCCCUGGUUCGCUUUAAGGUCACAACUUUCAAGGAUAGGACAUGUCUUGGGGUAUCCUGGCAUCACACUCUUGGAGAUGCGGUGACGCUUUGUCGAUUCAUGCAAACCUUGUCCCGGUUCUACCAAGGGGUUGAGCCAGUCUUUACUCCAACUUUCGACAAACACGAGUACCGAACCCCCCAGCCGUCUGUGUCCUCGGACUUCCUUUCACUGAUGCCUCAUUUAUGGGUUUCUUACCCUUUCAAUGAACUCGAGGCCAAGUAUGCCGAGGCCUGCGAGGACUUGGGAAAUCUAAGAUGGAGAUUCCAUGAAUAUCAUCUCCAUGGACUCCACUCCAUGCUCAGUGCCAAUGAGGAGGGCUAUCUUUCGUUGCACGAUUGCCUCACAGCAUAUAUUGUCACUCUGUUGAAUCGUUCUAUGACUAGGCCCAUUCGUAUGGUCACGAAUGCCGCUAAUUCCCGGCGCGUCGAAGCUCACUACAUCGCAAGUAAUGUUGUAGGAAAUGUUAUCCAGAAUAUCCCGACCGGAACCCUGCCAUCUCAUAUGCGGGGUAUUGCCACUGCUGUGCGGGAAUCGAUUGUUCGGUGCCGUGACCGGAUGUUCCUUGAGGAGUGGAUGACUGUGGCCAGCGACCUCAUGCUAAUGACUGUCAAUGCUGGGAAAUCUUUCUUCUUUGCUUCGCGCCCUGACGUGGUGAUGGUCAAUUCUAAUGUCGCGAUUGACUGGUGUGAUGCUCACUUUGGGUUUCCUGAUUCUUCCAGUUUUUUCACAACUGGGAGCUCGAAAUUCUAUCUUCGACCCUUCAAAACGAACCCUACGCUAUAUGAUGGCACUUGGCGACCUCGAAAAGGGUCGGUAGACAUAUCUAUGGGCGUUCCGAGAGAAAUGAAGUCUAAGCUGUUAGACCGCCUAGCGUUUGAUUUUGAGACUAUCCUUUAUUCGCCACCAUCGGACACCGAACUGGAAAUAGAUGCCGGUGCCCAGGAGUUAUGA
Messenger RNA from Suillus paluster, 1374 nucleotides. RefSeq lists its product as uncharacterized. Bases 1 to 1374 code for a protein of 457 amino acids. Gene Ontology annotation, molecular function: acyltransferase activity, transferring groups other than amino-acyl groups. The transcript is spliced from 7 exons. The record is from RefSeq and is a predicted model, not a curated record. NCBI's taxonomy places the organism in Eukaryota, Fungi, Basidiomycota, Agaricomycetes, Boletales, Suillaceae.